CUCUGCCACUUUCUUUUGGCUACCAAACAUUGCCCAAGAUUCAGACACUUCCCCUAUUCUUGAUAAGCUCCACAGAAGAACAGAAAGGUCGCGUCCAUGGCGAAGAGAACUUCGGCCUCCUCUUCUUCAGGUCAACGAAGUCAACCCAAGAGGCCACGCUUCGCUCCAGCCGAUCAACCACGGAGCGGAUCCAAGAGGAAUCUCGAGCCGGGGAGCUGCUUGACGGAGGAGGAUGCCCAGAGAGUGUGCGGAGAAGAGCCAGCACCUACAAAAUCUCACUCAGCCGAAUAUUGUCAAAGUAGUACAGGGAAUGCUCUCAAAGAUAUAAUGCACAGGAUUCAUUCAAUGGAGAAUUCUUUACAGAAACUGAAGGAACUGGUGGAGCUUGCAAUUAUUCACUCUCCCCACCUUGUAAGGGUUGGUGCUAGAUCUAUAGGAAAAAAUGAUGUGAGGAAUUUACAGCUUCAAUUUCAAACCAAACUGUCAGAUCCUGUGUUUACUGGAAGGAAACUACGAGGAGUUGGGGGUGCUCGCAUUUCUGUUGCAUUGAUCGAUGCGAAUACAGGGGAUGUUGUUACAUCAGGUCUGGAAUCCUCCAUUAAGUUGGAAGUCGUCGUGCUUGAAGGUGACUUCAACAAAGAUGAUGAGGAUGACUGGGCUCAUGAAGAGUUCGAGAACUUCGUGGUUAAAGAGCGUCAACAAAAGGGGCUGCUUUUGACGGGAGAUCUGCAAGUGACGCUCAAUGCAGGUGUUGGGGAGCUGGGAGAACUGACAUUUACUGACAAUUCUAGCUGGAAUAGGAGUAAAAGAUUUAGGAUAGGGCUUAAGAAGGGAUCCGGUUAUUGUGGGAAUACGCGAAUCAGAGAAGCCAAAACAGAUGCCUUCCGUGUCAAAGAACAUAGAGGAGAAUCAUCCAAGAAACAUGAUAUACCUGCAUUCGAGGAUGAGAUCUGGAGGUUGAAGAUGAUUGCCAAGGAUGGGAAAUAUCACCGAAAACUGAGUGAAGUCGGAAUACAUAAAGUGGGGGACUUUCUCCUUCAAUUGUUUACGGAUGCCAUGAAACUGAAAGAGAUUCUUGGAAUGAGCACGAAUUCGACAAACUGGGAUACCCUUGAAAAUCAUGCAAAGACUUGCAAGAUAAAUUGGAAACUUUAUUUGUACUACACUGAUGGCACGAGGAAGCAUGGUGCUGUAUUCAACACUGAUCAUCAGCUAAUUGGCCUAAUCAAAGAUAGAGUAUAUUGUGCUUCUGAUGGACUUUCUGCCGAUGAUCUGGAACAUGGAGAUACAAUCGUGAAAAAGGCCCUUGGUAACAAGAAUGAUGUUAUGCAGUUCAACGGUGAGACCUUUUCUCCUUCAAUGCAAAAGGAGAGCUCGAGCUCCAUUCCAUGUAAAGUAUUUGAAGGACAAAUUGAAAAUCUCACCCCUGUUCAAAGUAAUUUAGCUCCAAGAGACUGGGCUGCUGCAGGUGGUUCGGAAGCUCCUCUGGCAAAUGUGGGCUUGACUGCUGAAGGUACGUGCUCUAAAGCACAAUAUUUUCUCUUCCUCUAAGCACAUACAAAGAUGUGGCCAGGGAAAUAGCGAUGAAUAUAGGACUUUCCACUGGAUUGUUGAGCUUUGAUAAAUUAAACCAAUGCGUUCCAGAUCAUUAUGAUUUGGGUUCCACAUAACCUGAAAAGUUAAUUUGUCCAGCAACCCUUCAAAUGAACUUUCAUCCAAGGAAAUUUUACUAAAUUUUCUCCCUCUUUGGCACUGACAUAGAAGCUAUACGUAAAGGAUUCCCAUUUGCAAGUUAGGCUUCAGUUUGUCACUAGAUGCAACCGAAAAUGCUUAGAAAUAGUUUUUACCAAUGAUGAACAACCAAGAAGAGGAGAUUAUUACCAGUUACUACCAAAAGCAGUAAUUUAUCAGGGUUCAAUUUAAGAGGUGCGACUUCAAUUUGGACAUGAAAGAUUCAAGAGUUG
Messenger RNA from Eucalyptus grandis, 1964 nucleotides. RefSeq names its product calmodulin-binding protein 60 D-like. NCBI's taxonomy places the organism in Eukaryota, Viridiplantae, Streptophyta, Magnoliopsida, Myrtales, Myrtaceae. Gene Ontology annotation, cellular component: nucleus. The transcript has 9 exons. The record is from RefSeq and is a predicted model, not a curated record. Gene Ontology annotation, molecular function: DNA-binding transcription factor activity; sequence-specific DNA binding; calmodulin binding. Gene Ontology annotation, biological process: regulation of salicylic acid biosynthetic process. The coding region runs from base 97 to 1551 and encodes 484 amino acids.